Molecule: messenger RNA, 4404 nt
Organism: Dermatophagoides pteronyssinus (European house dust mite)
Lineage: Eukaryota; Metazoa; Arthropoda; Arachnida; Sarcoptiformes; Pyroglyphidae
Product: filamin-A-like
Biological process (GO): actin cytoskeleton organization
Molecular function (GO): actin filament binding
Source: RefSeq, a predicted model, not a curated record
CCUGCCAAACUUGAAUGUUUCGUUUUUUCGAAAUUUUUUUUUUUGAUUGUAAUCAAACCAUUCGUUUUGUUUAUCGUUUCAGUUAUUUGUCAAAGUCAAAUCGUUUUCCUAGAUUUUUUUGUUUUUUCUUUGAUUUGAAUUUCAACAACAACAAAAAAAACCCGAAGCAAAAAAUGGUCAAACCAUUGGCCGAUGAAAAACCUCGUACAGGUAAACCGGAUGAAGAUGAAGAUCGUAUGACAAAAGAUUUAGCUGAAGAUGCUGUUUGGAAAAAAAUGCAACAAAAUACAUUUACCCGAUGGGCAAAUGAACAUCUUCGUACUGUUAAUAAACAUAUAGCCGAUAUAACAACUGAUUUUAGUGAUGGUAUACGUUUAAUUGCAUUGGUUGAAGUUUUAUCUGGUAAACGUUUACCAAAUUAUAAUAAAAGACCAAAAGUUCGUGCACAAAAAAUUGAAAAUGUUAAUAUUGCAUUACAAUUUUUAAAAAAUGAUGAAAAAAUUCGUAUCGUUAAUAUUGAUAGUAUCGAUGUUGUUGAUGGUAAAGUAAAAUUAAUCUGUGGUGUAAUGUGGACAUUAAUUUUACAUUAUUCAAUAUCAAUGCCAAUGUGGGAAGGUGAAGAUGAAUCAAUGUAUAAAGAAAAAGGUGGUCCAUCACCUAAACAACGUUUAUUAGCUUGGAUACAGAAUAAAGUACCCGAUGUACCAAUUAAUAAUUUUACAACCGAUUGGAAUAAUGGUAUUGCACUUGGUGCAUUAGUUGAUGCAUGUGCACCUGGUUUAUGUCCUGAUUGGGAUAAAUGGAAACCAAAUGAAUCAUUAAAAAAUGUACAAAAUGCAAUGAAAACUGCUGAAGAAUUUCUUGGUGUUGCACCAUUGGUUACACCAGAAGAAAUGAUUAAUCCAAAAGUUGAUGAAUUAUCAAUGAUGACAUUUUUAUCACAAUUUCCUAAUGCAAAAUUAAAAGAUUCAGCACCAACAAAACCAAGACAUAAUCCUAAACGUGUCCGGUGUUAUGGACCUGGUAUACAAAAAACUGGUGUUACAAAUGGUGCUAAAACAAAUUUUACUGUUGAAACAUUUAGUGCUGGUGAUGGUGAAGUACAAGUAUUUCUUGAAGAUCCAAAAGGAAAACAAACACCUGUUGAUGUUAAAUUUAAUGAUGAUGAUGCAAAAACCUAUACCUGUACUUAUACACCAAAAAUGGAAGGAAAACAUAAAGUUAUUGUCAAAUAUUCAGGUACUGAAGUACCAAAAUCACCAUUCGAAGUUGAAGUUAAAGGUAAUCCAGGUGAUCCGGCUAAAGUUAAAUGUGAAGGUCCUGGUUUAAAACCAAAAGGACCACAAGUUGGUAAACAAACUUAUUUUGAUGUCGAUACAAAUGGUGCCGGUAUUGGUCAGGUUGAAGUUGUUAUAACUGAUCCAAAUGGUAAAACAAAUUCAGUACCAAUGCGUUUACGACAAGAUGGUGAUGAUGAAAAGAAAUAUCGUUGUGAAUAUGUUCCACAAUUACAAGGUCCACAUCAAAUUGCUGUGAAUUUUGCCGGAAAACCAGUACCACAAAGUCCAUUUAAAACUAAUGUUGCACCACCAUGUGAUCCAAGAAAAGUACGUGCAUUUGGUCGUGGUUUACAACCGACUGGUGUUCGAGUGAAUGAUAUUGCUGAUUUUCGUGUUACAACUGAAGGUGCUGGACCAGGUACACCAAAAAUCAAAGUUAUCGGACCUGAAGGCAAAGAAGUUAAAUGUACUAUACUUAAAGCUAAAGAUGGUUUUACUUAUAAUUGUGAUUAUAAACCAUUAAAAGAAGGAAAAUAUAUUGUUGAAGUUUCAUUUGGUGAUCAAGAAAUUUUUCAAAGUCCAUUUGAAGUUCAAGUUGGUCCAUUAAUCGAUAGUAAAGUUGUUGCAUAUGGUCCCGGAUUAAAAGGUGGUAUUGUUGGUUAUCCGGCUAAAUUUACUGUCGAUACUAAUGGUGAAACAGGUACAUUAGGAUUUUCAGUUGAAGGACCAUCAUAUGCAAAAAUUGAAUGUAAUGAUAAUGGUGAUGGAUCAGCUGAAGUUAUUUAUCAUCCAACUGCACCCGGUGAAUAUGCAGUUCAUAUUACUGUUGAUGGUGAAGAUAUACCUAAAUCACCAUAUUGUCCAAUUAUUGUACCGAAAACUGAUUUCAAACCUGAAUUAGUUACAGCAACUGGACCAGGAUUAAAUCCAAAAGGUGUUGUUAUUGCACAACCAACUGAAUUUACUGUUGAUACUAGAAAAGCUGGUGGUAAAAAGAUACCAUUAGAAAUUUCUGUUAUGGAUAAUACUGAUUAUCGUGAAGUUGAAACAAAAAUUACCGAUAAUAAAGAUGGUACAUAUAAAGUUAAAUAUACACCAGAUAAAUUGGGUAAACAUACUGUACAGAUUAAUUAUGGUGGUCAAGCUGUUGCUAAAAGUCCUUAUCGUGUUGCAGUUGGUGGUGUUGCUGAUCCAUCUAAGAUUAAAUUAUAUGGUCCUGGAUUGGAAAAAGGUGUUAAACCGGGUAAAACAACACAUUUUAUUGUUGAUGCACGAUCAGCCGGUUCAGGUGAAUUAAUUCCACAGAUUAAAGAUGAAAAAGGCAAUGAUGUACCAACUGCUGUUACUGAUCAUCAAAAUGGACAAUAUACUGUUGAAUAUACUGCCCCGAAUCCAGGCAAAUAUAAAGUUAAUGCUACAUUUGCUGGUAAACAAAUUCCUAAAUUACCUGUUGAUGUUAAUGUAACACCAGCUGCUGAUGUAUCGAAAGUAAAAAUCGAAGGAUUAGAACCAAAUCAAUAUUCAUCUUGUAUCAACAGUUUUACUGUUAAUGCACAAGGAACAGAAAAAUCUGGUGAUGGUAAAAUUUCCUGUACAAUUCGUUCACCAACUGGUAAAAAAAUACAUAAUUCAGUUGAAAAUAAUAAUGAUGGUACAUAUAAAGUUAAAUAUAUUCUACCUGAAGAAGGCGAAUAUACAUUUGAUUGCAAAUAUGAUGAUAGUCAAAUACCUGGUAUGCCACAAAAAAUUAAAGCCAAAGCUGGUUUUGAUCCGAAAAAAGUUAAAGUAUUUGGACCCGGUAUUGAAAAAGGUUAUGCUAAUCAACCAAAUGAAUUUACUGUUGUUACUGCUGGUGCUGGUAAUGGUGGUUUAGGUAUUGCAAUUGAAGGUCCAUCUGAACCAAAAGUUACCUGUAUUGAUAAUCGUGAUGGUUCAUGUACUGUUCAAUAUAUACCGGAUGAUCCAGGAAAUUAUAAUAUUGCUGUUAAAUUUGGUGAUCAACAAGUACCAGGUAGCCCAUUUAAAGUACCUGUUCAAGGUGAAGUUGAUGCAUCAAAAGUUACAGCAUCUGGUCCUGGUGUUGAUCCAAAUAAUUGUCGUGCAACUGAUUCAUUAUCAUUUAAAGUGAAUGCAAAAAAAUCGGCUAAAGCACCGCUUGGUGUUGAAAUUAGUACCGAUAAAGGUCCAAUUGCGGAUAAACCAAUUAUUAAAGAUAAUAAUGAUGGUACAUAUGAUGUCAGCUAUAAACCACCACCAGAAGGUAGUCCAUGUAAUGUUAAAGUUACUUAUGGUGGUAAAGAUAUUAAGGGCAGCACAUUUAAAAUGCAAGUGAAAAAGAAAUCCGAACCAAACAAAGUAAAAAUCAGUGGUUUAAAGGAAAAAGUUCCGGCAAGUAUUCCGGCUGAAUUUAUUGUCGAUACCAAAGAUGCUGGUAUUGGUGAUUUACAAGUGGCUAUUAUGAAUCCAAAAGAUAAAGGAAUUCGUUAUUGGAAAACCGAUUUCAAAGAUGGUACAUACAAAAUUACUUAUAUACCGGAAGAUAUUGGUGAACAUAAAGUUGUUGUUAAAUUUGAUGGACAAGAAGUUGCACCACCAAUCAAAGUAGAUGUUACACAAACUGGUGAUGCUAGUAAAUGCAAAAUUGUCGAUGGUGAAUUAAAGGAUAAAUGUAAUGCCAAUGAAGAAUAUACAAUAAAAGUUGAUGCAUCACAAGCCGGUCCUGGAUCAUUAACCUGUAAAGUUACACGUGUAACAUCAUCAUCCGAAAGUAAGGAAACUGUUACGGAAAGAAUUGAAACAACACCAACUGGCGGUAAACGUUUGAUUCGUGAAACAAGACGUGAAACAAAAACACAAACUGAACGUGAAACACAGGAAAAUAUUGAUUGUAAAGUUGUACGUAAUCCGGAUGGAACUUAUAGUGUUAAUUAUAAAGUUAAACAACCGGGUAAUUAUACAAUCGAAAUGAAAUUUGGUGGUCAACCAAUACCUGGUGGUGUACUUCAAUUUACUGUUGAUUAGACAAAAAUGAAAACUAACCCCAAUGUUAUUCGGAAUGUAACGUUCUUUUUUUUCUAACCCUUUCUUUGUUAUUUUACCGAAUAUAAUGAAUAUACUAAUAUUA